UUAUGGCUUGGAAGCUGUAGAGGAGGAGCCCUUUUGGUCCUGGACUUGGCGUUCCAGUACCGCUUGCCAUUCGGUAGCAGAGAAAUCAUCUGCUUUAAAGUGAAAGAAGUGUCAUUCAUAUGGUCUUACUUAGCCUGUGUGUUAUUUUUUAUACAUAAGUAGUUGAAGAAGAGGAAGGAAGCCACUUUAGGCGAAGAAAGUAGGGUACCAAUAAAAUACUUUCGGACAUAACGAACUUCGCUCAGAUUGUACAACGUGUGUUCGUGUACCGUACCAUCUAAACAUAACAAGACGUGGUCAUCCUUCAAGUAAGUUGUCUGUCUCUAAAGAAAGUAAACGUAUGAGAAGCAAAACAUGACACUAUGUCAGAAAUAUGAUAGUAUUUUGCAGCCACUGAAAUGGUCUGAAGUUGGUCUAAUAGCUAGCAAUUUCCUGUCAAAUUCAGUGUUCCAUCAUGGCGCGAAUAUUGUGGUACCCCAGCCAGUUAAAUGAAAUGAGCCCUCUUCUGCUCAACAAAAUACAUUAAAAGCGUGGCCAUGUAGACUUGUCUUGAAGUACUAUUCCACUAGUUUCAAGUUGUAGUUAUUAGUCGUACUAUACACAUAGUAUAACGUUACAUACUGUCCAACGAACUGCUUGCAGGUUUCUUCUCGACAAUGCAAUAAGAAAUAAUAACAAAGAUAAGUAUACGACAUAAAGUAAAAUGCUAAGUAGAAUAUAAUAAUAUGUUUAGCAUCAGUAUCACACAGGAAGGCACAAUUUAUAGUCGGAUAUUUACACGUAUUUUGGGGAAGGGGAUUUGUGAGGAAGUGUUUUAAAUUGUGCAGUAUUUAGCGAGCAAUCAUACGAGUCUGGUAGUAGCAGUUGUGAUGUGUGUGUGUGUAGCAUGAUUGUAUAGGUGUGUGGCUAAUGGUUAAACCACAAUGUCCAUAUUUUUUUUUUUACAGCACAGUACUCCCCAGCCCUUCCAUCUGGCGUUGAUGUCUUCCCCCCUGCCCUCGUUUAGACUGAAUACUGGGGCUCAGAUGCCCCUCCUGGGCCUAGGAACAUACAGGCUGCAAGGUAAGCAAAUGCACCUGAGUGUUGACACUGCACUCGGGGAAGGGUAUCGUGCCUUUGACACUGCUGCGGUGUACGGCAAUGAAGCAGACUUGGGCCAUGCCCUGUUGGACCUGAUGCCCAAACACAACCUGACCAGAGCAGACAUCUUUCUCAUCAGUAAGCUGUCCCCAGCGGACAUGGGCUCGAAGUCCAGAGAGGGCUGUGCUCGUAGCCUGGAGAGGCUGGGGCUAGGGGGAUACAUUGACUUGUACCUCAUCCACUGGCCUGGAACUGAGGGUCUGGAACCAGAAGAUGAGAGGAAUGCACAGCAUCGAGCCCACACCUGGACUGUCAUGGAGGAGCUCCAUGCCAAUGGGAUGCUCAGAGCAAUUGGGGUCUCAAACUACUCUCCAAGGCACCUGAUAGAGCUGCUGGAGACCUGCAGGGUGCGCCCUGCCGUGCUGCAGGUGGAGUUCCAUCCUAGACUGGCACAGAAGAAGCUGAGGGUCAUUUGCAGGGACUCGGGAGUCUGCUUCCAGGCGUAUUCAUCCCUGGGGAAAGGUGCCCUGUUGUCGGAACCAGAAGUUGUUGCUAUGGCGGAGGGGCAUGGCAGAACUGCCUCCCAGGUGCUCUUGAGGUGGGCCAUUCAGCAGGGUGUGGCUGUGUUACCCAGGUCCGCACAGCCCAAGAGGGUGAGAGAAAAUGGGCAGGUGUUUGACUUUGACCUGGAUGAAGGGGGAAUGGAGAGACUGUCUGACAUGGACAGUGGAAUAAGAUUCUGCAAAAGAGAUCCCACUAGUGUGGUCUAGAGGAGAGAGCCCCACAACAAUAUACUUGAUCAGUCAUAGAACAAUGUGUUAAAUGUAAUUCUGAACUACAAACGAACCUAUAAUGAAAUGUAACGUUUCAUUUACCAUAUUUAUGUUUAAGUCAUAGUUCCUUGAUUCUUGAACAAAUGUUAGGCCAAUCAGUUAGUUUAAAUAAAGACCUAUCCUAAUGCAUGUUAAAAUGCUUAAUAUGAAUUACUUCAACAAAGAUAUGCAAAAAACAAUAGCCACGUUUU
Messenger RNA from Salvelinus namaycush (lake trout), 2104 nucleotides. RefSeq lists its product as uncharacterized. Gene Ontology annotation, molecular function: oxidoreductase activity. The record is from RefSeq and is a predicted model, not a curated record. Bases 924 to 1850 code for a protein of 308 amino acids. NCBI's taxonomy places the organism in Eukaryota, Metazoa, Chordata, Actinopteri, Salmoniformes, Salmonidae. The transcript is spliced from 2 exons.